AUACUGCUAGCACAACGAUGCUGACACUCCUGACGUUCAGCGACAAAGUACGAUCUUUGCGAGAGCUUGGUCGUGCUAAGGAGUAUAACUGGCUCGACUUGCAACUCUGAGCUCAGUUGAUGAUAUCUAACAAGCUGGAAAGAGCUGGAUAUCGGGAGAUUGAGUAAAACUGUGUAAUGUGGUUUGCCGCUGUCAGAAAGCCAGAGAAGAUCACAAAGUUCCACUAUAGGUUUCUUUGCAGUACUUUCAAAAGUUGUGUGUAAAAUACGUGGUUGCAUCGUGACUAUUUGACGUGUGGCUUCUCUCGACACAACAUUCAUUGCAUCACCGAAAUCGGUUGCAUGCUGGACUGUGUCGACGGCAAUGGCUUCGUGUUGGCAGAUUCUAACAUCCAUCUUGUGGGUGCUUUGUUUAUUUGAAUUCCUGGAUCGGGCUAGGUAUGUCAAUGGAAGCAGCAAUGGACCACUGAUAACAGUCCCUGUAUAUCCUAAAAAUCCACAUGCUAUAUCCGGAGAAUUAUCUCGAAGUCGUUAUACUUACCGAUACAUGUCCAGAGUGCUCGUCAGGGAGGUGGUCAUGUUCAGGGAGAAUGAUCGAAGUAAGUUCACACCACACCUUUUGAUCAUCUAUAAGCUAAUAGAUCAUGAAACUGCCUAUUUCAACGUUGCCGUGUGUGAUACAAGCUACAUCGGAGGUCAAACUUGGCAGGUGUUUGAGCAUGAGAUUGACUUGAACGUGACACUGGGUGAGGAAUGCUGCUGUUUCAAAACUUCGCCAAGCGCGACUGUAUCUCCUUGCAAGCAUCAGGUCAUCCUACACGGUUUUGGCCCUGGCGAAUGUAGCAAAUUAGUGUUGCUUUAUGGCAACAGGCAAACCAGAGUUAUCAAGGCGCAAGGAAGGAGUGAGAGUCCACAGGUCCGUGAAACCGGGUCUUCUCUCGUCGCCAUUCCAGCUGCCUCGAGGACGUAUGCAGCAAAUGCCUCAAAUUCGUCGUUCUUCCUCUUUUCAUUUGGAGGUUGUCUUCGAAGUAACAAUGAUCGCAGGUGCCGUAAUACCCCAAGCAAUGUUCUAUCUCGUCUCCAUGUUCAAGACCAUGAUGUCGGACAUUGGCAGGUUAUUCAACCAAGCGAUAUGGUGACUCCCCACCCUCGCCAGUCUGCCAGACUUUUCGUUGAUGAUGAUGGAAUUCUGUUGUUUGUAGGUGGGUGGAAAGUGCUUGACGGAUUCGAGGAUACGGUCACUUUGGAUAUGUGGAAAUUCAACACCUUAUCACUGACAUGGAUGGAGGUGAAAAAUACCUUUCAAGGCCCCAUGAAUCUACUCCAUUCAUCGUUUGAUGCAGCGUAUAUAGCCUUUCAGAAGACCCUGAUUUUAAAUUCAAUCAUGACACAAUCUAGAGGCGUUCUCAUCAUUUGCAAUGUUCAAGAAUCCCCGGCGAACUGUGAAAAUUUAGUGAGAGAUGAUAAUCCCUCGCGUUUCAGAUCGAUUGACAUCAUUUUCGGACAGACAUUAUUCUUCAUGUUAACAACGGCCGGUAAACAUGUGAUUAGAGCCAUUGCAUAUCGCGGAAGAGAUGGAAGAGCGGGAUCGAGUUAUCGCCUGGAGACACAGAUGAUGACCAAUACCGGAUCAUUUUCUGGUGUCAGUUUGUACAUCAGACAAUAUGCAGCUGGCAUUCUUCUUGCACCACGGACCAAAGACACACAAACAGCACUGUACUUCGGGGCUACCACCAGUUCGCCAGGAGAGACCGUAGACAGUCACACUUUUCUCAAAUUUGUUCGAAGUCCUAGGUUUACAAUGCCUGUGUGGAUACUGAACUAUAAACGUGGAAAACCCCCCUAUUAUGUGAGUCUCUUCUACACCCUUCUCUACCCGUCGCCGGGACCAGACUGCCCUAUUCGCCAGGAUCACACCGUUACCUUGGGGACCAAUAAAACAGCCAUAUUGUAUGGGGGUUGCCCUCUACCUAAAGAUGACCCAAAUCCGUGGUGCUUCAAUACAAACAAACACUUUUGGGUGGAGGCGAACAUCACAUCUGGGAUCGUACCUUCCCCACGGAGACAACAUGUAUCGUUCAGACAUAAUAGAUCUGCAAUGGUGAUUCACGGUGGAAAGGGCCGUAAAUACAUGAACCGUUCCCUUGGAGAUUUGUGGAUGUUCAUCAUGGAAGAUGAAGACCAGUGCAAAGGUCGAUGGCAUAACCUCACCGGCUACGUUAAGAAAGGACAUCUACCUAUCCAGCAUGGUCAUUCAGCCACACCAACUGAUCGGGGAGUCUUGCUGUUUGGUGGAGGGAUGCCAUCGGAUUCCAAACUGGUACUUGUUGACAUCCGCUCAACAGUCGACAUAACCGUUCAUGAUGUACCGAUAACUCCUGAGAUACCAAACCGGUUUGGCCACAGCCUGUCAUUCGUUAACAAUGACCUGAUCCUGCUUGGAGGUAUACAAACUCUUGGCAAGAUGCGGGAUAUCGCAAAUUGGGCACUUCUUAUUACCAUCACAAGCAAUGGUUCUCAAGAGGUAGCUACAUCGAAUAAGUUCUUCAAAAUGAGAAUCUGGGAGCACUCUGUACUUGGCAGUAUGGUAAUUGGGGGACAUACACCAAAAUCGUACCGGCAAUCCCAAGUUCUCAUUCUCAAUACCUCCAAUCUGUGCCCUGUCGGUCUGGAACGGGACGAGAAAUCCCAAUGUCAACCAUGUCCUAUCGGAAAGUACUCUGCAACUCUUCAACAGCAGUGUGUCAAAUGCAACCAGUCCUUAACCACCGUCGGAGAGGCCGCAUCUCACUGUGUUCCUCAGGGACCAUGUAAAGACAAUAGUUGUAAUGGACAUGGAGAAUGCGUGGUCAACAAGGCAGACUUCAAACACAUCUGCGUGUGUCGUUUCGGAUAUUUAUCCAGCGAUGACUGCAAUGCACCGGCAGUGUACCUGAUCUUGAUGGCUUCUCUCGUUUUCGCAACCACUAUCACCACCCUCGUCAUAGCUCUCAUUCAGUUCCUGAGAAAGAGGAGAGCUUUGUAUGCAAAGGAAAUUGAACUCGUCAAUACCAAUCGUGACCUCUACCGCUCCAACAGAAAGCUCAGUCAGAUCAACCACGGCACGUGCAUUGCCUGGUCUGAUCUGAAGAUUCAGAGACAACUUGCCGAGGGAAGGUUUUGUAAAGUGUUACUUGCUGAGUUGGGAGACAUGGCAGUUGUUGUUAAGCGACUUCCACCGUUUGUAUCCACUGCAUCGCCGUACGAUUCCUUCAUCCAAGAAGCGGAAGUUCUACGAACAUUAAGCCACCCAAAUAUAGUUCUAUUCCUGGGGGCUGGGAAGGAAAAGCAAUCUAGGUGUCCAUUUCUUGUGAUGGAAUACUUGAUGCGAGGUUCUCUCUGCGAUGUUCUCCAUGAUCCGUCCAACAAUGUUGAACAUGCAGAUCGCCUGCGAUUCUCCCUGGAUGCUGCAAGAGGUGUCAAGUAUCUGCAUAACAGAGAUCCACCCAUGAUCCACCGUGACAUCAAGUCAGCCAAUAUGCUGGUCAGUGACAAAUGGGUGGUGAAGAUCGCCGACAUGGAAACAGCACGAUUCCUAGCCAUCCUUCAUCCCGAUGGCAUUAAGCCAAAUGAGAGGAAAACAGGAGGUAAGCAGGCAACAGAUCAUUCGACGCGCACAGUAUCAAAUCCAACCCACCCUCAGGCUGAUCAACUAACAACCCCAUUAUUGGGUGCUGCCAGUGUCACAUCUGAUGUGGAUCGCACUGAUGACGACAGAGCUACAAGAGCAGCGGAGGGCACGACGUCACGUAUUGGAAUGACGUGUGGAGUUGGUACAGAUCGCUGGCGAUCACCGGAAUCCAUCAAGAAGAAUCUGUACACGGAGAAACACGAUGUCUACAGCUUUGGCGUGGUUAUGUGGGAACUCUCAACUCGACAGAUACCUUAUGAACACCUCAGCAACUCUGACGAUAUCCUGGAUGAAAUUGCAGGUGGCACCAAGCCCAUCUUUCCACCAAGCAUACCCUAUGGCUAUCGUCACAUCGCUGAGCAGUGUAUCAAGACAGAUCUGCAGGAGAGACCGUCAAUGCAGCGCGUUGUCCAAGAGUUGCUGUCACAAAUUGACCGCAACUGAUGAGCGGCUCCACCAUCAUACGAAGCAAAGUACACCGCAAUUAACAACGUUCACAGAUUUUCUCAGCUUCUGCCCUUGAGAUAUUUCCCAAUGCAUUCCCCGAUAACAGCACAGAUUUGAAAUUUAGAAGUACAUACACUUUGCUUCACAUGUACAUGUUUUUCACCUUUCGAACUGCUCAACAUUCGGGCAACAAUCUGUUCCAGCCCGUGCAUGCAAUACCACUGGAGGCAAACAGUGGCUGUCCAACCUGAUCCAAUCUGAGUAACCACACAUACAACACAGUGAGUUGCGACUAACUCAUCACCGUCCUCUUGCCGUUUCUGCACAUUGAGCACUCUGCUGCGGCGUCGGCUGAUUAAAUCCGGCCUGCCCCGAUCUCACAUGGAUGCCCAUUAACUUACAUGAUGUUACGUACUUAUCAGAUCACACCUGUCCUGUGUGAACAUCUGCCUCAACCACCACAGCCAAGCUCUUUAAGAAAUAGUUCCAAAUCUGUUUAUAGCGCAAACUAACAUACAUACUUCACGUAGCUUGUGACAAUUUGAAAGAUCCAUUACAGCCUGUUAUGUUGAGAAUCCCAUGCGAACAUACUAGC
Sycon ciliatum is the source of this 4711-nucleotide messenger RNA. RefSeq lists its product as uncharacterized. The transcript is spliced from 2 exons. The record is from RefSeq and is a predicted model, not a curated record. Gene Ontology annotation, cellular component: cytoplasm. Bases 364 to 4113 code for a protein of 1249 amino acids. Gene Ontology annotation, molecular function: ATP binding; protein kinase activity; protein binding. Gene Ontology annotation, biological process: protein phosphorylation; signal transduction. Lineage: Eukaryota; Metazoa; Porifera; Calcarea; Leucosolenida; Sycettidae.